Molecule: messenger RNA, 2118 nt
Organism: Suillus bovinus
Lineage: Eukaryota; Fungi; Basidiomycota; Agaricomycetes; Boletales; Suillaceae
Exons: 11
Coding region: 340-1977 (545 amino acids)
Molecular function (GO): FAD binding; catalytic activity
Source: RefSeq, a predicted model, not a curated record
UGUUCACACUCGUUUGAAUUAUCAUCAUUUUGAUUCGACUAAAGCUUUCAGCCACCGAGCUAACUACAGAUGUGGGGGGUCCCUGUGAUCAAUAUUGAUGAUUACAGCACACACGCAUUCACAAAUGCGAUCAAAGUCUUGUUACGAAAACUCUUUGCAACGGCCAGCUGAUACAAGGGAGUGAACGAAACCUCCAAAGUACUUAUAGUCUCAGGCUAGCCCUAUAUAAAUGCUUAACGCAAUGCCUGUAAUCACCACCAAUCUAUCUUACUUCCUCUUCACGGGAGAUUGGCUGUGGUUGACAGUCAUUGUCGAUUUUUAUACACCCAGUAACGUUCGAUGGCUUCACAAAUACCAAAGCAUGCUCAAGUCCUUGUCGUCGGUGGAGGUCCCUCUGGCAGUUAUGCCGCCUCAGCCCUUUCCAGAGAAGGCCUCGACGUCGUUUUAUUGGAGGCUGCCAAGUUCCCUCGGUAUCACAUCGGGGAGAGUCUGAUUCCCUCGGUCCGUCACUAUCUGCGGUUCAUUGACGCGGAGCAAAAAUUGGUCGAAAUGGGGUUCAAACGCAAGCCCGGAGCUGCAAUGAAAUUCAACCAAUUCAAACGGGAAGGAUACACGGACUUCGUUGCGCUUGGGCAUACUAACAGUUCAUGGAACGUAGUGCGCUCGGCAUUCGACAAGAUGUUGCUUGACCACGCGACAUCAUGUGGAGCAAAGGUGUUUGAACAAACCAGUGUGAAAUCUUUCCACUUCUCUCCAUCCGACUCUUCCAGGCCUGUAGCUGCUGAAUGGUCACGUGCUGCAGAUGGGGAAACCGGAUUGAUUUCAUUCGACUAUCUUGUUGAUGCAUCCGGACGCUUAGGAUUGAUGUCAACCAAAUACUUACGCAACCGCCAUUUUAACGCAUCAUUGAAGAACAUUGCGUUGUGGGGUUAUUGGGUGGGAGUGGGUACAUAUGGCAUGAAUACCCCAAGAGAGGGUGCCCCUUGGUUUGAGACACUGAGAGAUGAAUCCGGUUGGGCGUGGUUUAUUCCUCUACACGAUGGAACAACUUCCGUUGGCGUCGUUAGGAAUCAAGAUAUUCAUAACGAGAAUGUUCGUGACUUGAAAGGUAGUUCUAUGGAAGAUCGCUACCGACUUGCCAUAUCCCUCGCUCCAGCACUAAUCAAGCUCAUUGGAGAUGGGAGGAUGGUACAAAAAGAGGCUGUCGGGGGACAACCUGGACAGCUUGACUCAUUGAUAAGAUCAGCGUCCGACUUCAGUUACUCCGCUUCGAGCUACGGGGGACCUGGCUUUCGUGUGGUCGGGGACGCUGGUGCGUUCAUAGAUCCAUUCUUCUCCUCCGGGAUACAUCUUGCAAUGACCUCCGCACUAUCUGCAACAGUAUCUAUUUGCGCCUCAGUCCGAGGAGAUUGUUCAGAAGUCGAAGCAGCUGCAUGGCACACGAAGAGGUUUUCGUUGAGUUACACAAGAUUCCAGGUAGUGGUGAUGAGUGCCUAUCAACAGAUACGAGCGACGGAACUUGAUAUCCUGAACGACAUUGAUGAGGAUAAUUAUGAUCGAGCAUUCGCUGCCAUUCGACCAGUAAUCCAGGGUGCAUCGGAGAUGGGGAGCCAGUUGAGCGAGAAAGAGCUUCAGAGUGCACUGGAGUUCUGUGGCAAGUGCUUUAACCCCACGUCGCCUGCGACUCUUGCAUCCGCUUCGAAAGAAGCUCUUCCAAAGGAUAUGUUCGAUGUUACAGCUCCACUCAUGGAUCCGCACGCUAUUGACAGCAUUAUCUCGAAGACAUUCAAGCAGACGAAUCCAAAAGGUGACGGGGACUUCUCUGGACCUGAGGAAGACCUGAAACUCGCUCUGGACCAAAUCAACAGCCGAAGAAUCGUGCACCAAGAGUAUGCUAUCAAUAAUUUCGAGGCUGAGGAUGUGAAUGGAUUUGUUGUGAGGUUGCAGAAAGGACAUCUUGGAUUGAACCGCACGUAGUUGAGAUGCUAUCGAAAUGAUCAUGGAGGAUUCGUAACCUACAAAUUUGGACGGUUUGUACAUAAAUGUUUUGAGUUAGCAUUGAUGAUGUAAUCACUGUUUAUUCACGCCGUAACUACUUAAUAUAGGCCUCAGUCAAAC